AUGGCAGCAGCGGAUCCAGAUCAAGCUACGGCGUCCGCACCAGACGACAAUGGAUGUCCAACGCCUCAUGGAGCUCAGCCCUUCCCGGCAGUGGAGGAGGCCUCCGGCGACUCCGAGACCAGCUUAGGUCCCCCCAGUGACGAUCACGCUGUCUUCGACGGGGACGACGAUGACCAAGAGUCGUGCUGCUGCCUUGACACUCAUGUCAUCGACGACGAUAAAGAAGAAAAAGAAGAAGAAGAAGAAGAAGUUGGUGAGGGCGAUGAAGCUGUGGUGACUACGAAGGGAGGGGAGGAGGAAGAAGGUGUGGUGGAUCCUGUAGAAGAUAACAGGCUAUUCUGGGAGACUUGUUUGGCUUCCGGAUACCCUUAG
Molecule: messenger RNA, 372 nt
Organism: Musa acuminata AAA Group (dessert banana)
Lineage: Eukaryota; Viridiplantae; Streptophyta; Magnoliopsida; Zingiberales; Musaceae
Exons: 1
Coding region: 1-372 (123 amino acids)
Source: RefSeq, a predicted model, not a curated record